Nannospalax galili (Upper Galilee mountains blind mole rat) is the source of this 4903-nucleotide messenger RNA. Its product is annotated as zinc finger protein 14 homolog. The transcript has 6 exons. Gene Ontology annotation, cellular component: nucleus. The record is from RefSeq and is a predicted model, not a curated record. Lineage: Eukaryota; Metazoa; Chordata; Mammalia; Rodentia; Spalacidae. Bases 221 to 2926 code for a protein of 901 amino acids. Gene Ontology annotation, molecular function: DNA-binding transcription activator activity, RNA polymerase II-specific; RNA polymerase II cis-regulatory region sequence-specific DNA binding. Gene Ontology annotation, biological process: regulation of immune system process; negative regulation of transcription by RNA polymerase II; regulation of cytokine production.
AGCGCCCGCGCGCGGUCCCUUAGGCCCCUGGGAUCUGUGGACAGUUUCAGGCCCUGGCACCUUGGCUUCUGCUUGUCGAGCGCGCCCAGGUCGGGCUGGGCACGGGGGUCCUGGUCCCCGAAGGUCGCGGAGGCGCUGCCGCGUGCUCUGGCCUCUGUGGAUGCUGCCUUUCCUGUGAAAUAAACCAAGGAGGACUGAGCAGUUCUUGAAUCUCUAAACCAUGGCCUGUGUGUCAGUGAUGUUCAGUGAUGUAUCCAUAGCUUUCUCUCAGGAAGAGUGGGAGUAUCUAGAUUUGGAGCAGAGGAAUUUGUACAAAGAUGUGAUGUUGGAGAACUACCGCAAUGUGGUCUCACUAGGAUGCUUCAUUUCUAAACCAGACAUAAUUUCCUUAUUGGAGCAGGGAAAGGAGCCCUGGAAAGUUGUACGGAAAGGAAGAAGACGAAAUCCAGAUUUGGAAACUAAGAAGGAGACCAAUCACCUAGCCUCGGAAAAUGGCAUUUAUGAAAUUAAUUUAUGCCAGUGGAAGGUAAUGGAAAGAAUUGAGAGCAGUGGCCUUAGGGGCCUCAUUUUAAAAAAUGAGUGGGAGUCAAAAAGAAAACACAAAGGACAAGAGGAACCUCAAGAGGGAUAUUUCAGCAGAGUGAGCAUUGCACCUGAAAGAGUGUCCACCUACCAGAAGCUCACAUCUGCUACUCCACAUCAGAGAGUCCAUUUUGUGGAGAAGCCCUACAAGUGUAAUGAAUGUGGGAAGGCGUUUAGAGUACGCCAGCAGCUUACUUUUCAUCACAGAAUUCAUACUGGUGAGAAGCCCUAUGAAUGUAAGGAAUGUGGGAUGGCCUUUAGGCAGACUGCACACCUUACUAGACAUCAGAGACUUCAUUCUGGUGAAAAACUCUAUGAGUGUAAGGAAUGUGGGGAAGCUUUCAUAUAUGGCCCAGACCUUAGAGCACAUCAAAAAGUUCAUAUUGGUGAGAAGCCCUAUGCUUGUAAAGAAUGCGGAAAGGCCUUCCGCGUACGAGGACAACUUACUCUCCAUCAGAGGAUUCAUACCGGUGAGAAACCCUAUGUAUGUAAAGAAUGUGGGAAGGCUUUUAGACAGUAUGCACACCUUACUCGACAUCAGAAGCUUAAUAUUGCUGACAGACUCUAUGAGUGUAAAGAGUGUGGGAAAGACUUUUUGUGUGGCUCUGGCCUUAGAGUUCAUCACAAACUUCAUACUGGUGAGAAGCCCUAUGAAUGUACAGACUGUGGGAAGGCCUUUAGAGUUCGACAACAGCUAACGCUCCAUCAGAGAAUUCAUACGGGUGAGAAGCCCUAUGAGUGUAAUGAAUGUGGGAAGACUUUUAGUCGGGGCUAUCAUCUUAUUCUUCAUCAUAGAAUACAUACUGGUGAGAAGCCUUAUGAAUGCAAGGAAUGCUGGAAGGCCUUCAGUCGGUACUCACAACUUAUUUCACAUCAGAGUAUUCAUAUUGGUGUUAAACCAUAUGACUGUAAAGAAUGUGGGAAGGCCUUCAGACUACUCUCACAACUGACACAGCACCAAAGUAUUCAUGUUGGCGAGAAGCCCUACACGUGUAAGGAGUGUGGGAAGUCCUUUAGAUUGCGUCAGAAACUUACUCUACACCAGAGCAUUCAUACUGGUGAGAAACCCUUUGAGUGUAAGGAAUGUAGGAAGGCCUUUCGACUUAAUUCUUCUCUUAUUCAACAUCUGAGAAUUCAUUCUGGUGAGAAGCCCUAUGAAUGUAAGGAAUGUAAGAAAGCCUUUAGACAGCACUCACAUCUUACCCAUCAUCUGAAAAUUCAUAGUUAUCAGAAAGUUCAUAAUGGAGAAAAAUUUUAUGAAUGUAAAGAAUGUAGGAAGACCUUUAUCCGCCGCUCCACACUUAGUCAGCACCUGAGGAUCCACACUGGUGAGAAACCUUAUAAAUGUAAGGAAUGUGGGCAAGCCUUCAGACAGCGGGCUCACCUUAUUCGACACCACAAACUUCAUACUGGUGAGAAACCCUAUGAGUGCAAGGAGUGUGGGAAGGCCUUUACAGUGCUCCAGGAACUCACUCAGCAUCAGAGACUUCAUACGGGUGAAAAACCUUACGAAUGCAAGGAAUGUGGGAAGGCUUUCCGAGUACACCAGCAGCUGGCCCGCCACCAGAGAAUCCAUACCGGGGAGAAACCUUAUGAAUGCAAGGACUGUGGGAAGACCUUUAGACAGUGUACACACCUCACUCGACACCAAAGACUUCAUACUUCUGAGAAGCUCUAUGAAUGUAAAGAGUGUGGGAAAGCCUUCGUGUGUGGCCCAGACCUUAGAGUACACCAGAAAAUCCAUUUUGGCGAGAAACCCUAUGCAUGUAAAGAAUGUGGAAAGGCCUUCAGAAUAUGCCAACAGCUUACUGUCCAUCAGAGCAUUCACACUGGGGAGAAGCCCUACGAAUGUAAGGAAUGUGGCAAGACUUUUAGACUCAGGCAACAGCUUGUUCGCCAUCAGAGAAUUCAUACCCGUGAGAAGCCCUAUGAGUGUGUGGAAUGCUGGAAGACCUUUAGUAGCUAUUCCCAACUGAUUUCCCACCAGAGCAUCCAUAUUGGUGAGAGACCCUAUGAAUGUGAAGACUGUGGGAAAGCCUUCAGGCUGCUCUCUCAGCUUACUCAGCAUCAGAGUAUCCACACUGGUGAGAAGCCUUAUGAAUGUAAGGAAUGUAGGAAACCUUUUAGACUGCUCUCCCAACUCACCCAGCAUCAGAGCAUUCACACUGGUGAGAAGCCUUAUGAAUGCAAAGAAUGUGGGAAGGCCUUCAGACUUUAUUCAUUUCUUACUCAACACCAGAGGAUUCACACUGGUGAGAAGCCCUACAAAUGUAAGGAGUGUAAGAAGGCCUUUAGACAGCACUCCCACCUCACUCAACACCAGAAGAUUCAUAAUGGAACUUAAUACGAGCUAACAUUCAGAUGUAUGUUGUAUUGGAAAAAUCGGGAAAUCCGUUUUUUUAGAAUAAUUUAUUUCAUGCUUUAACUAAGCAUAAGAGAUUUUAUACUAGAGAAAGACUUAGGUUGUUUUAAAGCCCUCUAUCCUGAUUUACAUGUUUACUUUCAAAGUCCUAUGAGAGGGUAACGUAAUGACGGGAAGAGAGUUCAGUCUCGCCUAUCUUUACCUGCAUCCCUUUCUGCUGUGAUACUGGACUGGAUGCUAAAACUUUGUGCUUCGUUUUACUCACUUGUAAAAUGUUAACAGUAGUUAUCUAUGUUAGUUAUUUAUUGCUCUGUAACAAAUUAACAGAAAAACAGUAGUUUAAAUAGUAUACACUUAUUAUCUCAAAAUUCCUGUGGAUCAAGAGUCCAGGCCUGACUCAGCUGGGUCUGUGGGGUUUCAUCCAUGUCUCGGUUCUCAUGUAAAGGCUUAACUAGGGAAGGCUCCACAUCACAGCUAACUGGGGAGAUGCCUGAAUUGUUCCUUUGAGGACUUUGCAUUGAAAUCCUCAGUUUCUGGCUGGCUGGUGACCGAAGGCUGGCUGUAGUUCAUGGCUGCACUGGCCACCCCAAUGUGGCUGCUCCCUCACUCAAGUCCUGCCAGCCAAGGUGGCUACUAAGCACGGUGGGAGUCUACUCGCAAGACAAGUUACAAUCCUGUGUAAUCUAAUUGCAAAAGUAACAUCCCAUCAUUUUGCUACCUUCUACUGUUUAAAAGUAAGUUCUCAGACCAGCCUACACUCAAGAGGAUUAUGUGAAACUGAGCGUCAGGAGACAGGGACCAGCAGGGACCAAUUUAGAGUCAGCCUGCCAUGCUGCGUGAUGGAAUUGUUGGAAGAAGAAGUAGCAAACCCUUGAGUUCGCAGUCAUGUAGCGUGUAUUCUGUAAAUAAUGUCUAGGGUUGUUAGCAUUAAUAUUGCACAUUCUUCAGGAAGGUCCAGUAGAAGUAAUAAAUGUAGAAAUGCCUCCAGUUCCGUCUCGGCACUUACCAAACCUGGAGGGAAUUUAUUCUAGGUAAAGCCUGGGAGAUGAGAGUCAAUGUAAGAUGUUUGUCACUUGAGCUGCACCAGAAACUUGGUGAUGAGAAGAAAUUAUGGAUUUCACGAAUGUAGGCUGUUAAAAAUAUAACUUAAAGAAUCAGAGGGGAAAUGACUUCCUCACAAUUUAAAAAGAGCAAAUUGUUUAGAAUCUCUUCUCUGACCAAGUUCAAGAUUAAUCACAGUCUCAGAGAUUGCAUAAAAGAACUAGUCAUUUGAGGAUUUUGAUGUAUACACAUAUAUAAACCUUAUGUAUAAAAGAAAACAUUUCGUUGCACUCAGUAUAACCAUUUGAUGCCCAAAUUGACCUUCAGCCAGUGUUUCAGGUUGGGUCUUUCCAUAUGGCUCCACCAGGACUUUGAUAAUUUUCUUGGUUUAUGGCUGCACAGUUUGCUUGCUCACCAGUUUGUCAUUUUAAAAUUUAUUUGUGUGUGUGUGUGUGUGUGUGCCACAGCAUAUGAACAGGUCAGAGGAUACCUUGUAAUAGCUGGUUCUCUCCUUCCAUCAUGUGACUCCUGGGCAUUGAACUCCGGUCCUAUCAACCUUGACAGCAGCCCACUAUACCCCAACUUACUCUUUAAAAUUAAAAAAAAAUUAUUUUAUGUGUAUAACUGUAUUGUCUGCAUGUAUGUAAGUGCACCCAUGUUGUACAAUGCCCUCAGACGUCAGAAGAGGGCCUUGGAUCCCCUGGAACUGGAGUAAGACAAUUGGUAGCCAUCAUCUGGGUGCUGGGAAUCGAGCCUAGGUCUUCUGCAAGAGCAGCCAGUGCUCUUAACCGCUGAGCCAUCUCCAGCCCCUCAACGUAUCACUCUUAAAUUGGGCAAAUAAGAGAACAGAUGAACAUCUAUUUUCCUCUUUUCUAUUUUUCUUUUUUCCAUGGCAACAAAUGUUAAUCAAAUUCAAGU